UGAACAUGUAACAUGCUUCCGGUUAGUAUAGCAGACAUGGCGAGUGCUCGUGGUUCUUCCAGGCGAGUGCCAGAUAAUGAAUCUUCUAUAGCCUAUGUACAAAUGGAUGGUUUGGCUGUCAUGAAAAUGAUAAAACAUAGUCAUGAAGAAUCGACGGGGAAUAUGGAAGUUGCACAAGGAGCUCUGUUAGGUUUGGUUGUUGAAAACUGCCUUGAAAUUACCAACUGCUUUCCAUUCCCAAAACAUAACGACGAAAGUAUGGAUGAAGAGGAAUACCAGCUAGCAAUGAUGCGACGUCUACGAAGAGUUAAUGUAGACCAUUUCCAUGUUGGUUGGUAUCAAAGUGCAGAUGUUGGAAACUUCCUUAGCUUGCCCUUAUUGGAAUCACAAUACCAUUACCAGACAUCUAUUGAAGAAUCAGUUGUUGUCAUAUAUGAUACCCAGAAGUCAGCUCGAGGCUUCCUUACGGUGAAAGCAUAUCGCUUGACUCCACAAGCAAUACAGAUGUAUAAGGACAAUGAAUUUACUCCAGAAGCCCUAAGAAAUCUUAAGAUUGGAUAUGAAAGUUUAUUCUUGGAAGUCCCCAUUGUUAUCAAGAAUUCUCAUCUUACGAACAUCAUGUUGUCUGAACUAGCAGAUAUGAUUCCGGAGGAAGAGGGAACUAAAUUCCUUGAUUUAGGAACAGCAUCUGUGCUGGAAGGCCAACUUCGCUGUCUUAUGGACAGAGUAGAUGAACUGAAUCAGGAAGCAAUAAAAUUCAACCGUUACCAGCAGCAGGUGAUUCGUCAGCAGCAGGAUAAACAUCGCUUCUUGCAGAAAAGGUCUCAAGAGAAUGCAGCCCGACAAGCCAAGGACGAACCACCCCUUCCAGAAGAAGAUCUGAACAAGUUGUUCCGCCCCAUACCUGUGCCACAACGUCUCAAUCCUAUGAUCGUGUCUGGUCAGAUCAACACAUAUAGCCAACAUAUUUCACAGUUCUGCUCCCAGUCUCUAGCAAAGUUGUACAUUACCCAGGCCUUACAGAAUGCUAAGGAGGGUAAAUCUGCUCCAUGAAUUAUGAAGUAAGAGAGCACAUUUCUAGGUUUCCUUGCAUGAUAAUAUUAUGUGAUGCAGAUACUCAACCUUUAAUUUGUUACUGGUUGUUACUUAUGACCAUCUGAACAUGUAGGACCUGCAUGAAAGCAAAAUAUGUAUUAUAAUUAAAAGUUCCUUAAUUUUUUACCUGGUAUCCUCUCUCCUUUUGAGCAAAUUUAGACUAAUUUUAAAGAGGGUGGCUAUUCUCCUCUGUGACCUAUGACUGAACACAUACAAGUUCAGCCAUCCCAAUAGUCAGGGGAGGUUUGGAACCCCUCCAGGCCCAUCUGUGACCUGUACUGCUCAUGGAUUGAUUGUGCAGACCGAUGGACAGGCUGAUACUAGUAGGUCCUCAGCAGAGAUGCAUACAAGCCCAAAAAUGUACUCGUUCUCUCCCCUCUUCUGCUCUGUACAAUAAUUUUAAUGUGUCUGGUUUUUCAGUAAGAACCUCUCUGUUCAGUGUUUUCUUCUGAGUAAAGCCUACAUUUUGCUUUCCACAGAACCCACCUACCUGCUUGAGAAAUUACUUCCUUAUGCAAAACUGAUAGAAGACAAUUUAAUGGUGGAUGCUUACCUGUAAUGUGGAGCCCAUCCAUUAUUCUUAUCAUACUCCAACGAAAGUCUUAAUUUUGGUUUAUGAAUCAUCUUGGCUAGUUUUAUAUGUUAUAUUGUGGAUGCAUUUUUGACUUUUAUUACUUUCGCCAUCUUCAAUAAUUCCACUCUAAUGUGACAAAAGAAAAAGCUGUAGCUUCAACAGCUCUGUUCUCUAGUUGUGGAGUUAAUGUUUGUUUCCAGCUUCAUCCUCCUCAAAUAAGGAGACAUAUACUCUUAUUUUUCUGCCCUUACUUACCUGACCCCCAGUUUCUUAUCUUUACAUAUACUGAACAUAUACCCAUCUUUCAGCCAUUGUCAUCUUAUUCUCAGAAAGUGGAAUCAAUUGUAGCAAGAAACAAAUUGAUGGAAAGUAACCCCCAACACUGACAAAGUUUGUACUGCUGCAUCUUUUAAAAGAGAAUAGAUGUGGUUGGCACAGUACUUAAUUUAUGAAUACGUACCAAAAGGUAUUUGUGCAUGCAGUACGCAGUGGUGAAUGACAAAAGCAUAAUUUAUAUAUUUUGUGUCCAUUCAAAAUUCUAUGCUGAAACAAAAAUUAUUUUCAUGUGGUAUCAGUGAUGGUGUGCAAGUGUAGUUAUGUGGAUGUAGAGAAGUGUUGAAUAUUGGGGCUGUUUCUGCAUUGACAGAAAAGUAAUAAAAGAAAUCAGCAAGGACAUAUUCAAAGUCAGUGUAUUCUAUGCCAUUAAAAAUACACUUUAUAUGUAAAAAAAAUGUCUUUUAUUAGUACAUAAUUUCAUAAGAGGACAUAAUUACCACACAAGUCAUUACCAUAUGCAUCUUACAUGUUACUGUGUUUCCUGUAGCCUCAGACCAAGUUGACCAUUUUCUCAUCCCAAGUAACAAAAUGUUAAUAUAUUCAAUUUAUUUAAUGCAACAACAGAGCAAAUCUGAUCUGUAACUUUGUCUGUUUAACAAAUUUUUUAAAAUAUAUAAAUAAGGCCUAAGAACUGCAUGAUUUUGAAUGCAUUCAGUGUUUAUGCACUUAGUUCUUCAUUCUGGGAGGUAGUUUUAUAAAAAAAGUUUAUGUUAUUACCUCUUUGCUUAUGAAAUAGUUUCUCACUAUUUUAACACUCAUACACCAUUAAGUCAGCAACCUCCAAACAUAAAAUUCAGUCAUUCAGUACCCAUAUAUGUUCUAGACUACAUACAUAUCGAGAGACAAUGUAGAAGAUACUGAGAAUUAUUGAAUCAUGGAUUACUGGAUACAUCUCUUAGUAUAACAAAGAAGUAGUUCUGUAAAAGCAAAUAUGUACAAAUAUAUCUUGCAUGUGAUGUCAGUGGUGGAAAAUGGAUGAUACUGCAGUAAAAUAUUUUAUGUUGAUAUUGUAUUGCUCAAGAGAGUCAGGGUAGCUCACCCAGGAUAGUGAUAGGCUACAGGCUGGAUGAUGGCGGUUCAAUUCCUGGCAGGGGCAAGGAUUUUCUCCGCCACCAUGAUUGGCUGUGGAACCCAGUCACCCUUCUGUCCAGAGGGUACCAGGAGUUUUUCCCUGGGGGAAAAGUGGGCAUUGUAUGAAGGCAUAUAUUCACCUCUAUGUAGUGCUGAAUGUCUGGACUUGUACGUACUUGUACAUCCCCUCAUUUGUUUUCAAGGCAUGGUUCUUAACAGUGCUAAAGGAUAUAUCCUAAUCAUAUGGAAUUUAGUUAAGCAAGUGGACAACAUUAUCUUUGUAACACAGAUUGACAAUUUUAUUUCAUCAUGUAAUCAUUUAUUUUCUGUAUCUGCAGUUAUCAGUUUCAAUUUAUGUGACCUCUUUCUAAUGAUAAAAAUCUGUUUUAUUUGUAUGCUUUUGUAUGAUAAUAAAAUAAAGUCGUCAUCUAAUCUUCACAGUA
Messenger RNA from Cryptotermes secundus, 3519 nucleotides. RefSeq names its product eukaryotic translation initiation factor 3 subunit H (gene eIF3h). Gene Ontology annotation, molecular function: protein binding; metallopeptidase activity; translation initiation factor activity. The record is from RefSeq and is a predicted model, not a curated record. Lineage: Eukaryota; Metazoa; Arthropoda; Insecta; Blattodea; Kalotermitidae. Gene Ontology annotation, cellular component: cytoplasm; eukaryotic 43S preinitiation complex; eukaryotic translation initiation factor 3 complex. The coding region runs from base 13 to 1053 and encodes 346 amino acids. The transcript has 6 exons.